ACUUCAACAAGGCGCUUGAAGUGGUUCCAAUCAACCAAAGGUCAUAUAUAGCGGAUCUCAAGGCAUCCAAAUUAAACAAACAGGCCGCGCCGGCAACAAUGUCUUCUCGGGUCCAACAAUGCCCCGACAAACCCGCAUCCAUGAACGUGGAGGCCGUCCUCCACAUGAAGGCCGGCCUCGGCGACAGCAGCUAUGCACAGAACUCUUCGCUUCAGAAGAAAAGCACCGACACCUUGAAAAGCCUCGUCAUCGACUCCGCAACUCGAGUGUACGAGACGCUACGGCCGGAGAGCUUCACCGUAGCUGACCUCGGGUGCGCCUCCGGGAGCAACGCGCUCGGCGUGGUGGAAGCCGUCGUCAGGAGCAUCGGCGAGGUCUGCUGCGCCCGCGGAUCUCCGCCGCCCGAGUUCUCGGUGCUCCUCAACGACCUCCCCACCAACGACUUCAACACUGUCUUCUCCUGCGCGCCGGAGGUCACCAGCAGGCUCAAGGCUGACGCCAAGGCCGUAGUCUUCCUUUCAGGCGUCCCGGGAUCCUUCUACGGGAGGCUCUUCGUUAGCAGGAGCGUGCAUUUGGUUUGCUCCUUCAACAGCCUGCACUGGCUCUCUCAGGUUCCUGCCGGUCUUCGUGACGAGACAAACACGCCACUUAACAAGGGGAAGAUGUUCGUAUCAAGCACGAGCCCUCCCGCCGUGCCGGCGGCCUACCGGCGGCAGUUCCAGAAAGACUUGAGCCUGUUCCUCAAGUCGCGCGCCGCUGAGGUCGUCCCCGGCGGCCGCAUGGUUGUGUCGAUGCUGUGCCGGGAAACCGAGGACUACACGGACGUGAAGGCGACCCAAUUAUGGGAUCUCCUCUCCGACUCACUCGCCGCGCUGGUAUCUCAGGGGCUGCUCGAGCAGGAGGUGGUGGACGCCUACGACGCCCCGUGCUACGCGCCGAGCGCACAGGAGAUCCAGGAGGAAGUGACCAAGGAAGGCUCCUUCAGCCUGGACUACGUGCGGACGUACGAAGCCAACCUGAACAGCGCCGGGGACGCCAAGAGAAACGGCAGGACGCUGUCGAUGGCGAUCAGGGCCAUCCAGGAGUCCAUGCUCAGCCACCACUUCGGCGCCGGCAUCGUCGACGCGCUGUUCGACAAGUAUACCGAGCUCGUCACCGAGUCCAUGGAGAAGGGGGUGGUCAAGAGCGUCCAGAUAGGGGCCGUCCUGGUCAGGUUGUAGUAUGUAGAUAUUGCUGGUACUACUUAACGAUUCAGUCUGGCACAUCACAGAUUGAUUGAUGUUCUAAAAGGGAACAUAUCAGGUGCAAACCAACAUCUUCAUGUAAAUUAUGAAAACUUCAAUCUGAGUCAUUGGAUCAACAUCUAAGAGGUAUGGGGGAUUGAGUAA
This is a messenger RNA of Panicum virgatum (switchgrass), 1388 nucleotides long. Its product is annotated as probable methyltransferase TCM_000336. The coding region runs from base 99 to 1220 and encodes 373 amino acids. Lineage: Eukaryota; Viridiplantae; Streptophyta; Magnoliopsida; Poales; Poaceae. Gene Ontology annotation, molecular function: S-adenosylmethionine-dependent methyltransferase activity. Gene Ontology annotation, biological process: methylation. The transcript has 4 exons. The record is from RefSeq and is a predicted model, not a curated record.